AUGGCCACCCCCCAGUCCACCACUUCUUACGACGACGCCUCGGGCGACAAGAAGCUUGAGCAAAUCACCUUUCGCUUCUGCUCCGAGUGCUCCAACAUGCUCUACCCCAAGGAGGAUGUGGAUUCUCACAAGCUGCAGUUCACCUGCCGGACCUGCCAGUACACCGAGGACGCCCAAUCCACCUGCGUCUUCCGCAACGUCCUCAACACCUCGGCCGGUGAGACGGCCGGUGUCACGCAGGAUGUUGGCUCCGACCCAACGGUUAGUCACCUCCCGCCCGUUACCUGCCACGGCUGUGGCGAUAUCAUCCUCUGCACCACCUGUGGGAAGCCCGACUGCCAGAUGGUUGUCACUCUCCGCGAGAACGUCAAGCGCUCCGUCACGGGCAUGUGCCAGUUUACCUUGCCCUGGGAGGAUGAGGACGCGGACCCCUUUUCCGAGUACGACGAGGAGAUGAUGUCCGAGGAGUGCGACCUCAAGACCGACCCCGAAGAUUCAUACUGCUGGCUGACUUUGUUCUUCUUUUGUGUGCUGCAGCUCCCGCGAUCCAACAAGACCUGCCCCAGUUGCAAGCAUGAAGAAGCCGUCUUCUUCCAGUCUCAGCAGCGAAGCGCCGAGACCGGCAUGAAAUUGUUCUACGUCUGCUGCGAGUGCGGUCACAUCUUCACAUAG
This is a messenger RNA of Fusarium keratoplasticum, 672 nucleotides long. RefSeq lists its product as uncharacterized. The record is from RefSeq and is a predicted model, not a curated record. Gene Ontology annotation, cellular component: RNA polymerase II, core complex. The coding region runs from base 1 to 672 and encodes 223 amino acids. The transcript is spliced from 3 exons. Gene Ontology annotation, biological process: DNA-templated transcription; transcription initiation at RNA polymerase II promoter; transcription-coupled nucleotide-excision repair. NCBI's taxonomy places the organism in Eukaryota, Fungi, Ascomycota, Sordariomycetes, Hypocreales, Nectriaceae. Gene Ontology annotation, molecular function: nucleic acid binding; DNA-directed RNA polymerase activity; zinc ion binding.